UGACAUUACUUGAUUCGAUGAAAUGUGAAGCUCGAUGGGAUGAAGCUCGAAUAGAGCAUACAAUUUUUAUUAGUAGCUUUGAUACAUUAACUACUUUGUCAAUAAUUAGAAUCUAAUAUAUACUUAGAUUUCUUUAUUGAAGUUUGUAAAAUCAGACAAUUGCUAUCGAAAUCAUUGAAUAAAAAUGGCGUAUCGUGGUGUCAAAGGCUCCGAUCCAUUUGUGUCAAAAACUUCGCGAAAUGAACGUUUUGCGCAAAUGUCGAAGCAAGAACAAAUUAUUCAACAAAAGAAGUUGGAGAUCCAAGCGAAGAUGCAAGAACAGAAAGCAAAAGAAGCUGUAGAAUGCAUGAAAAAGUCAAAUUCGUCGUCCUCGAGCGCAGCAAGCGGUAAAGGCAAUGGUCCAAAGGAUGAUGAUGAAAAACCUUCAUCUUAUAAUAUGAAUGUAUUUGCCAAUGAUGGUAGCUUUUUGGACCAGUUUAAGAAAAUAGCAAAUAAUAAAGGAACCACAAAACAAGAAGUAUAUGAUAAAUAUGAAGAUAAAAGGAGAGAUGACAAAUCUUACGAAAUUAUUAAAGAAAGAGACAGGGAUAGAAAGCAUCGAAAUGAAAAAACUAGAGAUUGGGACAAUCGACGAGAUCGUAGGAGGAAUGAUUCACGUUGGGGAAGAAGUUCAGAUAAUAGGAAACAUAGUCCUUCAUCAAGUCCAUCACCUACUAGGCAUAGAUCGCCAUUAAGUCCAGAGACAAGACAUAGCUAUAACCAAUCCCAGAAUGGACAGCAUGUCCAGUUCAAUCAAUUUCCGAUUCAUAAUAAUAAUCAUAUUUCUUCCAUUCCAUCUCUCAUGCCUCAGCCACUGAUGCAAAUGACAAGCAUACCUCCACCAAAUAUGAGGAAUUUAGCACCAAUUUCAUCUGUUCAUUUGCAGAGGCUGCCAGUAUCAAAGAAUUUUAACAAUAAUUACACUAAUAUAAACGAUCAUUCUAACAGUGCCAGAAUGCAAAUUGCACCACCUCAUGUUAUACGCCCUCCACCUCCUAUCCAAAGCAUUCCACCUAAUACAAAUGUUCCUCCACCUAACAUGCAGAUUUCUCAAACUAUGCCUAUGGCUAAUUUGUCUUCUUCUUCGAAUGGGCAACAACAUAUUAUACAAAAUCCACAACAAUGUAAUGUACCAUCACCAACAUGUAAUGCUAAUUUACAGCCCCCAAAUAUUCCUCCUCCUAACAUACCUCCACCAAACAUUCUGCCACCAAUGUCACAAAUGCCACCCACUAUGAUGCCUAUUACUGGCACACAAGCUAUUGUGGUAACAGUACCAAAUGUAGCUAAUGUUCCACCUCCAAAUGUGAUAACACCUAUGAUAAUGUCAGCACCUCCACCUGUGCAUUCUGUUCCAUCGACAAUUAAUUCUGUUCCACCUCCAAACCUGAAUAUUCCUCCGCCAAAUGUGCCGCCUCCUACAGUAAUACAAAAUACAGCACCACCACCACGUCUUAUAUCCAGCAGCUAUGCCCUUUCUAAUCAGGUACCAAUCUCGGUGGGCCCACCUAAUGUACAAAUACCACCACCUGUGAGACCACCGACCAAUCUACAGAGUUCUGAACAACAAGUGUGUCUAGUAGAGGCUGAGCAGCUGGCACGUAUCGUGGCUGACUGUGGAGAUGAAAUUGAACAAGAAGUACGCGAGAAGAACGCCCAAGAUCCUAAAUUAUGGUUUCUGCACCAAAAGCAAAGUGCAGCGUAUCUCCAGUACAGGGGAUUGGUUUCAAAAUUACGUGCUGAGAAACCAGAUAAGGAUAAGAAGACGAGCGGUGCUGAACUUUAUUGCCCCGAGGAAGCACUUAGUGACAAUGAUGACAUGGAUAAAUCCCAGAAAUACAAUGUUUCACAUGCAGAUCAAGCGAAGGACGAUAAUAAGGAAGAACGCAAAAGAAGAAGACGCAGCCGCUGGGGUGACGCAGAUAGUAAAAUUCUCGUUACAGAAACAAAUGUAUCUUCCAAUAUCAGACCAAAUGCUGUAUUUUCGCAACCUGGUAUAGCUAUACCAGGACAAAUUGGACAACCCGCUGUUAUAAUACCAUCUUUGUCCAAGAGGCAGAAUAUUAAAUCGAAGAAUCCGAUGCUUACAAAGAUUUCACGAAACGAACCAGCACUUCUUCAUUAUGCGAGACAGACUUUCGGUACACUUGAUUUGAGCGAAGAACAAUGGAAAAAAGCAGAAGAUCAUUAUAAGAUAAAUAUCUUGUACCAAAAUCUUUUAAGGAAAAGGGAUGAAGUGAAACGUUUAGAGGCGCAAGGAAAACAUAAAUACGAGUAUGAUAGCGAUGAAGAGACAGAGGGUGGUACAUGGGAACACAAACUGAGGUCUGCUGAAAUGGAAGCGACGCAACUGUGGGCCGAGGAAUUGACAGCGCAGGCUGAAGGCAAACAUCAUAUUGGUGAUUUUCUACCACCAGAUGAGUUGAAAAAAUUUAUGGAGCAAUAUAACGCCGUAAAGCAGGGAAAAGAGCCUGAUUUGAGCGACUAUAAGGAAUACAAAUUAAAGGAAGAUAACAUAGGCUUCCAAAUGUUACAAAAGCUUGGAUGGAGCGAAGGACAAGGUUUGGGCAGCGAAGGUAGUGGCCGUAUUGAGCCAGUCAAUAAAGCAACAAAUAGACUCGAUAGUGCAGGUCUAGGAGCUGAAAGACCAGAUGGUGUAUCCAGGGACGAUGAUGAAUUUGAUGCGUAUAGGAAAAGAAUGAUGCUUGCAUAUAGAUUUAGGCCUAAUCCAUUAAAUAAUCCGAGAAGACCCUAUUAUUAAAAAAAAGAAAUUAAUGUCAGACAAAAGUUUCAUUAACCUAAAUAUGUUCUUUUUCUAUUAUAUGGUAUAGUAGAUGGUCUUUAUUUUGUAUAUUUGA
Harpegnathos saltator (Jerdon's jumping ant) is the source of this 2897-nucleotide messenger RNA. RefSeq lists its product as uncharacterized. The coding region runs from base 185 to 2800 and encodes 871 amino acids. Gene Ontology annotation, biological process: RNA processing. NCBI's taxonomy places the organism in Eukaryota, Metazoa, Arthropoda, Insecta, Hymenoptera, Formicidae. The transcript is spliced from 9 exons. The record is from RefSeq and is a predicted model, not a curated record. Gene Ontology annotation, molecular function: RNA binding. Gene Ontology annotation, cellular component: nucleoplasm.